Messenger RNA from Cutaneotrichosporon oleaginosum, 566 nucleotides. RefSeq lists its product as uncharacterized. Gene Ontology annotation, biological process: vesicle-mediated transport. NCBI's taxonomy places the organism in Eukaryota, Fungi, Basidiomycota, Tremellomycetes, Trichosporonales, Trichosporonaceae. Gene Ontology annotation, cellular component: membrane. The record is from RefSeq and is a predicted model, not a curated record.
CACUUACAGCUCAAAAUGGCUCCACAAGGAUGGAUGAACCUCGACGCCCUGCCCGAGAACAUGACAUUUGGCGGCGAGGAAGGCGCAUUCAAAGGCCUGGGGUUCUCGCGCACUGAACGUAUCAUGGCGUUUGGCUUCAUUGGCGGCUUUGCAUGCUCGCUCCUCGGCGCCAUUCUGUUGAUUACGGGGCAGUCGAGCGCCUUUGCAGCGCUCUUCGGCGUCGGCGCGAUCAUCUCUCUCGUCGGCACUGGCUUCCUCAUCGGGUUUAGGCGGCAGGCCAAGCUCAUGUUUAAGCCAGUGCGCAUCGUCGCGACCAUCCUCAUGCUUGUGUCCCUGGUCUUGACAUUUGUCAUUGCCUUCCUCGUUGGGGGUGGUGUUGCUAUCAUCUUUGUUAUCAUCCAGUGGCUCGCAAUGCUUUGGUACUCGCUGUCGUACAUCCCCUACGCUCGAGAUGCUGUCAAGGGUCUCUUCAACCGAUUCACCUCGUAGAUGUGUGCGUGCAAGUUUCCAUGUAUAUGAUACAACGAGUCGAUAUGAAUACACCCUAUGAUAUGUGCUUGUGUGAC